GUUGUAGUCCAGCCCCGUGGCCGAGGCGGGGCGUCGGCGUGAGUCUGCGCGUGCGCACACUCCCUGCCGAGCAGCAUGGCGGACGUACAGCCGCAGCCCUGCAAGCGGAAGCGCGAAGCCGACGCCGAGGAGACGGAAGAGCCCGCCCGGGAGGAAAAGGAAGGAAGCGUGGGGAAUGGCACCUCCGGUCCCGUUCGCUUACCUUUUUCUGGCUUCCGGUUAAAAAAAGUGCUGAGAGAGUCGGCGCGGGACAAGAUCAUCUUCCUGCACGGGAAGGUGAAUGAGGCCUCUGGGGACGGGGACGGCGAAGACGCCAUCGUGAUCCUGGAGAAGACGCCGUUCCAGGUGGAGCAGGUGACACAAGUCCUGACGGGCAGUCCGGAGCUGCAGCUGGAAUUCUCCAACGACAUCUAUAGCACCUACCACCUGUUUCCCCCACGUCCGCUGACCGAUGUCAAGACGACUGUGGUGUACCCAGCCACCGAGAAGCACCUCCAGAAGUACCUGCGCCAGGACCUCCGGCUGGUCCGCGAGACGGGGGCCGACUACAGGAACGUCACCCUGCCACACCUGGAGUCCCAGAGUCUUAGCAUCCAGUGGGUGUACAACAUCCUCGACAAGAAGGCGGAAGCUGACCGCAUUGUCUUUGAGAACCCGGACCCCGUGGACGGCUUCGUCCUCAUCCCUGACCUCAAGUGGAACCAGCAGCAGCUCGAUGACCUCUACUUGAUCGCCAUCUGCCACCGCCGGGGGAUCAGGUCGCUGCGGGACCUCACCCCAGAGCACCUGCCGCUGCUCAGAAACAUCCUCCGGGAGGGCCAGGCCGCCAUCCUGCAGCGCUACCAGGUCCCGGCCGAGCGCCUGCGCGUGUACCUGCACUACCUCCCUUCCUACUACCACCUGCACGUGCACUUCACGGCCCUGGGCUUCGAGGCGCCCGGCACGGCGGUGGAGCGCGCCCACCUCCUGGCUCAGGUGAUGGAGAACCUGGAGCAGGACCCCGCCUACUACCAGCGGCGGACCCUCACCUUCGCCCUCCGGGCUGACGACCCGCUGCUCCGGCUCCUGCACGAGGCGCACGGCGGCAGCUGAGCGGUCCCCGGAGCCGGUGGGGAU
Molecule: messenger RNA, 1116 nt
Organism: Sorex fumeus (smoky shrew)
Lineage: Eukaryota; Metazoa; Chordata; Mammalia; Eulipotyphla; Soricidae
Gene: DCPS
Product: decapping enzyme, scavenger
Exons: 6
Coding region: 76-1092 (338 amino acids)
Biological process (GO): deadenylation-dependent decapping of nuclear-transcribed mRNA
Cellular component (GO): P-body; nucleus
Molecular function (GO): RNA 7-methylguanosine cap binding; hydrolase activity
Source: RefSeq, a predicted model, not a curated record